AAUGAGAAAUUAAGAAAAGUGCACAUUUCAAAGACUACCAUUUCACAAUACUCAAAUCAGAACUGGAAUGCCACAAAAACAACUCCCUGUUAGCCCAGAGAAGAAAAAAAAAAAAAAAAAAAAAAAAAAAAAAAGAAAGAAAGAAAGUAAAGGGGAAAUUCAGAUUAGUCACAAAGAAGUUCCCCGCCUGCUGCAAAGCGGCAGUGUUAAAACUGAGAGAGUCCGCUCUGCUCUUUCAAUUGCCUCUUAUCUCUGGUCCUGGUACCUCUGUGGAUUUGCUGAUUGAUACGCUUGGUUUUGUCUUCAUCUCCUUCUUGGCAGGAGAGACAUCCGUUCUCUCUCAGACUCCCCCUUUGGCUCAGUUUUCAUCUUUGCUGCAUCCAGACUGUGAAGAUGGAAGGGGUCCAAUCCCUGGAUGAGAAUGUGAGAAACGCGCCAGGUCUGAGAUUCCAGACGCACAAGCUCAUGCUGGUGGCCUUUGUGGUCCAGGGGCUGGGGCUGCUCCUGUGUCUCACCUACAUCUGCUUGCACUUCUAUGCUCCUCAGGUGCCACUUCAGUAUCCUCCAAUUCAAAGUAUCAAAGCACAAUUUACUGAGUGUGACAAUGAAAAAGGUUUCAUCCUCAAAUCCUCAAACGAAGAGAAAACCAUGAAGGUACAAGACAACUCAAUCUCCAUCAGAUGCGAUGGGUUUUAUCUCGUCUCCGUGAAGGGCUACUUCUCCCAGAAGCUCAGCCUCAGCCUUCAUUACAGGAAUAACUCGGAACCCCUCUUCUCCCAUGACAAGGUCACGUCUGUCAAUUCCAUCACUGUGGCCUUUCUGCUUUACAAGGACAAAGUCUACUUGAAUGUGACUACUCACAAUUCCUCUUGUGCAGACAUCCAAGUGAAUGGUGGGGAGUUAAUUCUCGUUAGUCAAAAUCCUAGUGGAUACUGUGCUAAUGAAUGAGGACCUGAUGGCCACACCUAAGCCAGGCACCAAGCUCGAAUGCCAUACUCAAGGUGGACAGGACACUGGUUCUUCCUUGGGAGUGGAGGAGUCGUCCCAGAUCAGCCCCCACCUCUGGCUACACAGGAUGUGAUCAGAAGAUUCCCCCACUCCCACUCAGGGAUAUUUAAGACUUAUUUUACAUAUCAUUUAAUUUUAUUUAUUCUCAUAUAUUCUAAAGCACCUAGCCCUCAUCCUUCACAAUUGCCUCAAGCCUGUCAGGUACUUCUGCCCAAAAAGAAACUAGGUGCCUCUUCCUCAUGAUACAUUGUUUCUAUUGGUCAGGAAAUGGUCUAAUAAACUUGCUUUAUUGAAAAAGACACUGGAUGAGCAUUUUCUGGAAAUCUGGCAUCUGGUGUUGUUGAAAUGAAGAAGACCAAGGAGCGGGCCGACGAAUCAGUCGGAAGUGGCGUGGACCCCACUGACAGCCGCAGCUGUCUCUCGAGGAUGGAAUGUGUUGCAGUCUGCAUGUUGCCUAAAUACCUCUUACUGGGUGAAGUUAAGAAGGAAAAUCAGCUUGUAAACUGCUUCAGGAUUUGGCUAAGAUAAAGAUUACUCUGUCCAGGCUUUUUUUCCUCUACCACAUCGCUUUCUCCACCUUCUAAAUGUUUUUAAUAGCAAUUCUCCCCUCAAAAAUCCAGUAAGAAUUUAAACAGUCUGGGGAGGGAAACAUUUUUGUUACUGAUAGUCAAUGGAUCACGUAUGCACCCUUCAGCUUAUGCUGGUAACACUCAGCCCCAUGCCUUGUACAUGCACACCACAUUGCUGGUUUCAGAAAUGAAGUAAUUCUAUCAUAUUAUCAGAUACAACUUUAUGUCAAAGUCACCAAGAGCCUACUGUAUCUUAUGAAAAACAAUGAUCUCUAUCUAGAAAGAUCCUAAUAUCACAUAUGAUCCUAUAUCAAUUAUUGAGACUAGAAUCAGCUAACACCAAGGCUUUUCUUUUUUCUUUUUUAGAAUAUAUUUUAUUGAUUUAUUACAGAGAGGAAGAGAGAGGGAU
Molecule: messenger RNA, 1986 nt
Organism: Pipistrellus kuhlii (Kuhl's pipistrelle)
Lineage: Eukaryota; Metazoa; Chordata; Mammalia; Chiroptera; Vespertilionidae
Gene: TNFSF4
Product: TNF superfamily member 4
Exons: 3
Coding region: 394-948 (184 amino acids)
Biological process (GO): immune response
Cellular component (GO): membrane
Molecular function (GO): tumor necrosis factor receptor binding; cytokine activity
Source: RefSeq, a predicted model, not a curated record